AUAAAUACUCCCAAAAUGAAACACCCGGAGGCCAUUGCUAGUAGGGUGAUGUUGGGCGUUCGGUGGAGCGGCUGCGGCCUUUGCGCCGCCCAUGUUUUGCGAUGGCCGACCACCGCUACGUCAUCCCCGUCUCCUCUCUUAGAUCCGACCACCUUUCACCUCCGGCGCCUGUUCCUAAACCUCAGCGGAGAUUCCAGCGGUGGCCGAAGUUGGCCGUGCUGCCCAGUGACCAAUGAGGUAAGCUCUGUGGCAGCGAGGAGCACUGAGGUGAUCGAGAUGGAGUACGCCGACCUCAACCUCAAGGAUUUCUACGGCGUCAAUCCUCAGUUAGGUCAUCUUCGGAUCCGGCAGCAUGUGAAUCCCCUCAGUUCUUCUUUCUCGGCACCGGCGGAGAUACCGGAUUGGAAGGAAGUUUUCAGGGAUGCAACGUUACCGCUAAUGGUGGAUAUUGGGAGUGGUAGCGGUAGGUUUCUUCUGUGGCUUGCGAAAAAUUGUCCUGAAACAAGAAAUUAUCUGGGACUGGAGAUCCGACAAAAGCUGGUACAACGCUCGCAGUUUUGGGUGAAGGAAUUGCGUCUUAAAAACAUAAUCGUGAGGCACCUUAAAACAGAAUCGCGGCACUUGCAUGUUGGUGAUACUCAGUGCAGGGAGACUUCAAUGGAAGUUUUAUCCCUAUUAAAAGCUUGUCUCACUCGGAAAUGUUCAUGUUUGAGCAGCCAUUUCAUGUUUGCCAAUGCCAUGGUAUCUUUUGAGUCGUUAGUCGCCUCGUAUCCUGGUCCUCUUACGCUAGUCUCAAUUCUGGUGGUGAAUUUAAUCCUCCAGUGCCCAGACCCCCAUUUCAAGAAAAAGCACCAUAAAAGGAGAGUUCUCCAGGAACCCUUGGUCAAUUCCAUUGCCGAGAAUUUGAGCAGAGGAGGAACGGUCUUUGUGCAAUCGGAUGUGCUUGAAGUCGCACUCGACAUGAGGAACCAGUUUGACGAUCGUCCGGAUAUCUUUAGCCAUGUCAAUGUUAUUGGCGACAAGCCUUCGUGCGAUUCUCAAGGCUGGGUCUUGCACAACCCCAUGGGCAUACGGACCGAAAGAGAGAUCCAUGCGAAGCUCGAAGGGGCUAGAAUCUACCGGAGAAUAUAUGAAAAGGUCAAGUGAUAUUUUCUUUGUCCUAAUCAUAUGGCUAAGGCUCUUACUUUACAAGUUAAAUUAAGUGAACUCCAGGUAAGCGAGCAUUAGUUAUAUCCUUCGUUCAAAAUUGUUUGCACCUGAAGGUCGGAGAUAUACAUUGCAUUGCGAAUAUAUUUUACAAGUGAUAGCUAAGGAAUCGACCUUCUUCAGCAGUUC
Molecule: messenger RNA, 1335 nt
Organism: Zingiber officinale
Lineage: Eukaryota; Viridiplantae; Streptophyta; Magnoliopsida; Zingiberales; Zingiberaceae
Product: tRNA (guanine-N(7)-)-methyltransferase-like
Exons: 9
Coding region: 16-1146 (376 amino acids)
Biological process (GO): RNA (guanine-N7)-methylation; tRNA methylation
Cellular component (GO): tRNA methyltransferase complex
Molecular function (GO): tRNA (guanine(46)-N7)-methyltransferase activity
Source: RefSeq, a predicted model, not a curated record